CAGAUAUCAACAUCAAAUAAGUGUUAGUUACACUUGAAACUUAUUUUUUUGUAAAAAAUGUAAAAAAAUCACAAAAAAAAAUGUUAAUCAUGUAAAAAUAUGAGUAAUGCUAAUUGUCGCUGGACUCUUAAAAGUCUUAAAGGUGAUGUUCAGUAGCGCGUUUAUAGUAGCUUUCUUCAACAUACCGAACCCGGUCGUAGCGUUGGGGGGCAUCAGGAACUGGUCCCGGAAGGCCCUAUACCACAAGGUUGACCUGUGCACACAGGCUUGUUUCACGCAGAUCCUCCCAGGACUAUACUUGAGCAAUGCAAGGGCCGCAGGGGACCAAAAUGUGCUUCGACAGCUUGGAAUCACCCAUGUGCUCACCGUUGAGACUCGCCGACUCCCGUCGACUACAUUUACCAAUACAAACAUCAGCACGCUCUUCAUUAGGGCCUACGACACUCCUCAAACCAAUCUCCUGCCCUACUUCCCUAUGGCCAAUGCCUUUAUCGAAGAAGGACUGCAAAAAGGAAACGUCAUCGUGCACUGCCACUUCGGUGUCUCCCGGUCCGCUACCCUUGUCAUCGCUUUCCUCAUGGAGAAAUAUAAAUUGACGUUCGCCCAAGCCUUCGCGUACGUCCGACAGAGAAGGAAGUUCAUUAAUCCUAAUCCAGGGUUCGUGGCGCAGUUAAAAGAGUACGAAAAGAUGAACUAUGACGUGGGUACAUUCAACAGGUUCGAAGCUUACAUGAACGUGAACGCACGAAGGCAUAAGUAUAAGAUAGCGUCGUUCGCGGCCAUUCUUGUUGGUGUCAUGGUUCCGAUGGUAGUGUUGUUAUUCUUUGCAUUUCAGAUGACCAUCAAGUACUUGUUUCAAUAUUGGUGAAGCUUGUCGGGAGGGAAUUAUCUUCACUUUCAAACUUUGAAUCUAUAUAUUUAUGUUUUAUAUGAAUAUUUUUCAUUUAAUCAUUUUUAAUAAAUUAUUUGU
This is a messenger RNA of Plodia interpunctella (Indianmeal moth), 970 nucleotides long. RefSeq lists its product as uncharacterized. Gene Ontology annotation, biological process: protein dephosphorylation; negative regulation of MAPK cascade. The transcript has 2 exons. NCBI's taxonomy places the organism in Eukaryota, Metazoa, Arthropoda, Insecta, Lepidoptera, Pyralidae. Bases 107 to 868 code for a protein of 253 amino acids. Gene Ontology annotation, molecular function: protein tyrosine/threonine phosphatase activity; MAP kinase tyrosine phosphatase activity; MAP kinase tyrosine/serine/threonine phosphatase activity. The record is from RefSeq and is a predicted model, not a curated record.